AUCCAAAAUCCUCACAGAUUGAGGAACACCAGGAACUCAGCAGCAGCCAGAAGGGAGAACAAUUCAUUGUGAAGUUUGAAAGUGAAACCUUGAAGGUUCCUUCUGUUGAGGAUCACAGUGACCUGAGUGACCCAGAAGUACCAGAGACUGAGUGGUUCCUCUCUCAGGACUCUGAAGUCCACCAUGAGAAAAGACACAUGGACUCAGAACCAGCUCCACAUUUGAAGCUGAAAAAACUCAAGGUGUUUGAUAGAAACAGUGAGAACAUCUGUCAUGUUUCAGAGAAGCAGGCUGAAUGUGAAGAAAGGUGUGAGGAAACUGACCAUAACAAACAUCAGUUAAAGGUCCCUGCUGAGGAGAUCCUUCAUGAAACAUGUGGCCAAAGUUUCAGGCAACCAGGCCGCAAGAGAACUCACACAGGUGAGAAGCCUCAUUCCUGUGAAACAUGUGGAAAAAGUUUCAGGUAUCAGUGUCAUUUGUUGAUCCACAUGAGAACUCACACAGGUGAGAAACCAUAUUCUUGUGAAACAUGUGACAAAAGUUUCAUUCGACAGGGUGAUUUGAAGGUCCACAUUAGAACUCACACAGGUGUGAAGUCGUAUUCUUGUGAAACAUGUGGCAGAAGUUUCAGGCAUCAGAGAAGUUUGUUGAUCCACAUGAGAACUCACACAGGUGAGAAGCGUCAUUCUUGUGAAACAUGUGGCAAAAGGUUCAGUCGACAGAGUCGUUUGUUGGUCCACAUGAGAACUCACACAGGUGAGAAGCCGUAUUCUUGUGAAGCAUGUGGCAAAAGGUUCAGUCGUCAAAGUAGUUUGUUGGUCCACAAGAGAACUCACACAGGUGAGAAGCCGUAUUCUUGUGAAACAUGUGGUAAAAGUUUCAGUCGUCAAAGUAGUUUGUUGGUCCACAUGAGAAUUCAUACAGGUGAGAAGCCAUAUUCUUGUGAAACAUGUGGCAAAAGGUUCAGUCGACAGAGUCGUUUGUUGGUCCACAUGAGAACUCACACAGGUGAGAAGCCGUAUUCUUGUGAAACAUGUGGCAAAAGAUUCACGCAAAGGCAUAUUUUGAAGGAUCACAUGAGAAGUCACACAGGUGAGAAGCCGUACUCUUGUGAAACAUGUGGCAAACGGUUCAGCCGACAGAGUCACUUGAAGGACCACGUGAGAACUCACACAGCCGACAGAGUCAUUUGA
Salarias fasciatus (jewelled blenny) is the source of this 1193-nucleotide messenger RNA. Its product is annotated as zinc finger protein 239-like. Gene Ontology annotation, biological process: regulation of transcription by RNA polymerase II. The record is from RefSeq and is a predicted model, not a curated record. Gene Ontology annotation, cellular component: nucleoplasm. The coding region runs from base 198 to 1193 and encodes 331 amino acids. Gene Ontology annotation, molecular function: DNA-binding transcription repressor activity, RNA polymerase II-specific; RNA polymerase II cis-regulatory region sequence-specific DNA binding. Lineage: Eukaryota; Metazoa; Chordata; Actinopteri; Blenniiformes; Blenniidae. The transcript is spliced from 2 exons.